Molecule: messenger RNA, 1301 nt
Organism: Anopheles funestus (African malaria mosquito)
Lineage: Eukaryota; Metazoa; Arthropoda; Insecta; Diptera; Culicidae
Product: V-type proton ATPase subunit D 1
Exons: 5
Coding region: 154-894 (246 amino acids)
Cellular component (GO): proton-transporting V-type ATPase complex
Molecular function (GO): proton-transporting ATPase activity, rotational mechanism
Source: RefSeq, a predicted model, not a curated record
UAUGGACAAGUCUGUGUAUGUGUAUGUUGUUGUAUGGUCUUGUGACCAGAGAAUCUGAAAUUUGCAACCCGUGAUUGUUUUCUUCGUACGUUCAGUGGAACAGCCUAACAUCAGGAUUCCAAUUCAGUCUGAAGAAAAUAUUCGUUUUCCAAAAUGUCAUCCAAGGAUCGAAUUCCCAUUUUCCCAUCGCGGGGUGCCCAAAUGCAAAUGAAGGCUCGCCUUGCAGGUGCCCAUAAGGGUCACGGGCUGUUAAAAAAGAAGGCCGAUGCUCUUCAGAUGCGCUUCCGGAUGAUUUUAAGUAAGAUUAUUGAGACCAAGACAUUGAUGGGUGAGGUAAUGAAAGAGGCAGCUUUCUCACUCGCAGAGGCGAAGUUUGCUUCCGGCGAUUUCAACCAGGUCGUUCUCCAAAAUGUUACUAAAGCCCAAAUCAAGAUACGUACCAAAAAGGAUAACGUUGCCGGAGUUACGCUGCCAGUGUUCGAGUCUUAUCAAGACGGUUCGGAUACGUACGAGCUUACCGGUUUAGCGAAGGGUGGACAGCAGCUCCAGAAAUUGAAAAAGAAUUACCAAAGUGCUGUAAAGCUGCUGGUAGAGUUGGCAUCCCUCCAAACAUCGUUCGUUACAUUAGACGAGGUCAUUAAAAUCACCAAUCGUCGUGUAAAUGCAAUCGAGCAUGUUAUUAUUCCUAGAAUUGACCGCACACUGGCGUACAUCAUCUCAGAGCUUGAUGAGUUGGAACGCGAGGAAUUUUAUCGUUUGAAGAAAAUUCAGGACAAGAAACGUAUCGCAAAGAAAAAGGCAGAGGAAAAACGGGCUGCUCUGUUGCAAGAAGGCAUAGAUGUGCGCAGCCAAGCUAACAUCCUAGACGAAGGAGACGAUGAUAUUCUGUUCUAAAAGCUUCCCAGCCGUUCAUUCCACAGUGCGAUUUGAGUUCGACUAAAACUCACUUCCCGUCUGGUUUCGUCAUAUACAGCAAGCUACAAAUGUAUUCGAAAAAGGAAAUAUGUUCUAGUUGUUCAUGUUCUGUUGAAUUGUUUUAUUAUGUUUUAAUAUGUUUGUAGAAUUGUACUUUCCGCAUCCGUUUGUGUGUAAUUGUGUAAUUUUUGUUUUGCAUUGCUGAUGAUAGAACUGCAUUAGGAUUGAAGGUGGUACAACGUUAAUAAAGACACAAGAUUCAACCUACAUCAAUUACCACUGUACAAUCUUGCAAGUGGAUAGGAGAAAAAUGCGAUUGUAUUAAAAUCAACUAUAGCAAAAGUAAAAUAUAGAUGUUAUAACAUAUGUAGUAUAACGUCACCGUU